AAGGAGUCUUACAGCAUCUACAUCUACAAAGUGCUGAAACAAGUCCACCCCGACACUGGAGUCAGCAGCAAAGCUAUGUCUAUCAUGAACAGUUUCGUCAACGACAUUUUCGAGAGAAUCGCUGCCGAAGCUUCAAGACUCGCUCACUACAACAAAAGAUCGACCAUC
Messenger RNA from Lottia gigantea (owl limpet), 168 nucleotides. RefSeq lists its product as hypothetical. Gene Ontology annotation, molecular function: structural constituent of chromatin; protein heterodimerization activity; DNA binding. The transcript has a single exon. The annotation marks the transcript as partial. Lineage: Eukaryota; Metazoa; Mollusca; Gastropoda; Lottiidae. Gene Ontology annotation, cellular component: nucleosome. The record is from RefSeq and is a predicted model, not a curated record.